GGUCUGUGCCUCCGUUCUUCCCAACAUGUGCUUCAACUUUCUCUACAGCGACAAUGAAGAAUUCAAGGUCUCAAAGUUCUUCCUAGGAGCCUCAUUUGGAGCCAUCCUAGGACUUGGUGUAUACUUCUUGCUUGUGCAUCCGAUGAAUGUGCAUGAGGAGCAGAAGAUCAAUAUCAUGUACGGGCUAUCAGGGACAUUUGCUUUUGGAUGGGCGACCUCUUCCUACUUUCGCUGCUCCACCCUUAUUCUUGCUCCUAACCUUCUGGGGAAAGAAGGCCGGACGAUCAUAGUCAUCGGUGUGAUUGCCUCAAUCUAUGCAGGGCCAGUUGCAAAUAUACAGAAGAAUGUUGAAGAAAUUGUAAGAUCUGUGAGCUGCACUGUGGACCUACAGAUAAACCACACUAAAGUGGUCUGGAAGGAGAUGACAAAGCCCAUGAAGAAGAUCGUCCAAGACCUGGUGGAAGCUGCCAAGGAGCUAAAAAAUAGGAGCAGUAACGUUGUAUCGUUGUUCAAAGAAAUUGAGAAUGAGGUAGAGAGCACCGAGGGCUACAGCAGAAAGAAGGCAGAAGAGGCACAGACGAAUCAGAAGAAGAUCAGGUCUACGCAGAAGAAGCUUGAGCUGAAGACCAUGCUGCGUUGUGAGUAUGUUGUCGAACUCGGCAUCAGCAAAUGUAAGGACUGGUUCGCUAUGAAGCAUGAGGAGUGCAUGCGUUACAUCUUCUUUCCCGUCCUGAACAGUCUGCUUUGCCUACCCAUGAAGUUCACAUUUGUCUGUAACAUCAUGUACUUGGUCAACAGGUGGUGCAAGAGCAGACUCCCACUAGAAGGCAACUUCGGUCAAGUCUUCGAAUGGAUUAACAAUACAGUGUACAAUCUGAAUAAAGGCUUCUCCAGCACCUUAGUUGUGAGGAAAGAAGAGCAGAGCAUAUUCGGAGUCAACAUCUCCCAGAUCAGCAUUACUGAAGAAGUUAUUGAAACCUUGAGGCAGAAGCAGGUGUGGGUGCUGAGGAGGAUGCAGUACAUCAACACCAUCAUGUCCUGCAUGUUCAUCUUCCUCUUUACCUCAGCUUUUAACUACACCAUCAAAUAUAAUACCAGUGUCCUCUACGACAACUUCUAUGUUACCACCUACUUCCGGCAGAUUGACGCUCACAGGAGAAAGCUGAAAAAGAAGUAUUUACUUCCCCUUCGAAACCUGGAGAAGGCAGAUUUUGUGUUUCCUUUCAAUCUUUGUGUUCAAAAAUGUGAGAUGAAGACCAUGAUGAUGGAAUUAGUGCAGUGCGCUCCUUUCUUCAUUCUCUUCAUCUUGACAAUGGGUAUUGACCAACUUAUUAUCCACAUCUUCCACAUUAUCCACAAGCAUUUCCAUGUCUCCUAUUUUGUCGCCUUCGACCACAAGCUGCAAAUAUUAGUGGGAGGUGACACCCUUCUUGCCCGGCUUCUACAGCAUACAGUUGCUGCAUUCAACAGCUCAUUCAGGACUGUAGAGUUUGGCGACAAUAAAGUCUGCCUUCCAAACCCGGCCAUCAUGAGCUUUGCCGGCCAUGUGAAUUCCUGUAUGCCAACCUUUGGGCUCCUGUCACUAUGCUUCCUCCAGGUGUAUGUCUACCGUCUCCGCAGAGUGAUCGCCUCAUUCUUCUUCCCAAAAAGGGAGAAGUGCCGGGUGCUUUACCUGUACAACAGUUUCCUUUUGAAGAGGAGGUUGUACUUUCAGAAAAUCCGCUGGAAGGUGAUGGGAAAAUCCAAACGCAGGCAGAUAUGGGAGAAGACCUUUUUGGGGAGGUUCCAUAGAUGCUGCCGCUGGACAAGACUCAUUUUCCCUUGGCGCUGCAUUGUCUGUGAAGCUAGGAGAAGUGAAGACUCGUUUGAGUGCAGGACCCCGGGAUGCUGCACUGUAUAUUGUCGUCAGUGCUGGUGGGACCUGCACCAGUUCUGUUGGGCAUGUAUCCCAUAUGAGAAUUACAUCAAGGAGUGCAAUUUUGAAGGACUUUAUGAGUCCCUUUGAUAGAACAAGAUUAUACCUUGAUUACAGUGAUAAUGGUUACCUGGUUUAUUGCUGUAAUUUUGCCUUUUUUGGGUUCUAAUUUAUUUUCAUUGUAUUUAGCUUCUUAGUAUUCUAUUAUAUAGACAAGAUUUGUGAGUGUCUUAAAGAGUUUUUCCAGAGGAGUAAUUUUUAAUUACAAACUGGGUCAGAA
Messenger RNA from Bufo gargarizans (Asiatic toad), 2195 nucleotides. It is a transcript of the gene DCST1, whose product is annotated as DC-STAMP domain containing 1. Lineage: Eukaryota; Metazoa; Chordata; Amphibia; Anura; Bufonidae. The record is from RefSeq and is a predicted model, not a curated record. The coding region runs from base 26 to 2005 and encodes 659 amino acids. The transcript has 15 exons. Gene Ontology annotation, cellular component: membrane.